Nerophis lumbriciformis (worm pipefish) is the source of this 1393-nucleotide messenger RNA. The record is from RefSeq and is a predicted model, not a curated record. NCBI's taxonomy places the organism in Eukaryota, Metazoa, Chordata, Actinopteri, Syngnathiformes, Syngnathidae.
CAGUACAUAUCUGCAGCAGACAGACAAACACUGAUUUUGAUCUAACUCUUGUUGAGCCGAGGCCCUGAUCACAGCAUGACAACCUACACUGAUAAAGGGGAGAAGCCUGAAAGGGGAAAAUUUGUCAAGUUUCAUCAUAUCUCCUUCUGGGUCGGAAAUGCCAAACAGGCAGCGUCCUUCUACUGUGACAAAAUGGGUUUCGAGCCUUUGGCCUACAAGGGCUUGGAGACUGGCAGUCGAGAGGUGGUGUCACAUGUCAUCAGGCAAGAUAAGAUUAUAUUUGUGUUGGAAUCUCCACUCAAUCCCGGGAAUAAAGAGAUGGGCGAGCACUUGAUGAAGCACGGAGAUGGAGCCAAAGACAUUGCAUUCCAAGUGGAAGACUGCGACUAUAUAAUCAAGGUCGCCAAGGAGAGAGGAGCUGUGGUUGUGAAGGAGCCAUGGGUGGAGCAGGACAGCAGUGGGAAGGUCAAAUAUGCUGUGGUUCAGACGUAUGGCGAUACAACACACACAUUCAUUGAGUACCUGGGGCCCUACAAAGGUCUUUUUUUGCCUGGCUACAAACAACCACUGUUCAAAGAUCCCUUCUUAGCCAAACUCCCGCCAGCAGGUUUGAGAUUCAUUGAUCACAUUGUAGGUAACCAGCCAGAUGACCAAAUGGUGUCAAUUACAGACUGGUAUCAGAGGUGUUUGAUGUUCCAUCGGUUCUGGUCCAUAGAUGACAAGCAGAUCCACACAAAGUACAGUGCACUCAGGUCCAUUGUGGUCACCAAUUAUGAAGAAACAAUUAAGAUGCCAAUCAAUGAACCUGCUGUGGGAAACAAAAAGUCACAAAUACAGGAAUAUGUCGACUACAACGGAGGCCCAGGCGUUCAGCACAUCGCCCUCAACACAUCAAACAUCAUUCAAGCUAUUGUCAACCUGCGCGCCCGAGGGAUGGAGUUCCUCUGCGCACCUGAUGCCUACUAUGACAACCUGCGGCAGAAACUGAAAAGCGCCAAGAUAAAGGUGAAGGAGGACCUCGACCGUUUACAGGAAUUAAAAAUCCUGGUUGACUUUGACGACAAGGGGUAUCUCCUCCAAAUCUUCACCAAACCUGUGCAAGACCGACCCACACUCUUCUUGGAGGUCAUCCAGAGGAACAACCACUUUGGCUUUGGGGCAGGAAACUUCAAGUCUCUCUUUGAGGCCAUCGAGAAGGACCAGGACGCCAGAGGCAACCUCACAGUGCUGACAGCAGAAGGUCAGGCUGAGGCCUUCUACUGAUCCUCUGGAUCAACAUCUAGAAAACAACAAUUCUUGAAGCAUGUAUAUUAGAAAGCAGCAUUGAGGUGUGUCACAACUUUGCAGAGUGGAUGGGACGAUGAAUAAAUGAAUGUCACACACACGCACACAA